Molecule: messenger RNA, 1761 nt
Organism: Penicillium nucicola
Lineage: Eukaryota; Fungi; Ascomycota; Eurotiomycetes; Eurotiales; Aspergillaceae
Exons: 6
Coding region: 1-1761 (586 amino acids)
Biological process (GO): positive regulation of transcription by RNA polymerase II
Cellular component (GO): nucleus
Molecular function (GO): transcription cis-regulatory region binding; DNA-binding transcription factor activity
Source: RefSeq, a predicted model, not a curated record
AUGGCAAUUCGCGGGGAAGCGGGGGAACCCCAUUUCCGGCAAGAGGCGCCGCGUGUUGCAAUUCUCAUCAAUACCCUAAGCUCCCUGAACUCCACGAACCAUGUCAACUUUACCUUGCUCGAACUGCCGUGGCGACAGAAGACAGCCUAUUUGCAAAAGAUUUUCCACCAAGAUCAGACAUGGGUGAACAGUAGACCGAGAAACUGGAAGGCAUCGACUCGUUCUUCGGCAGCCGUGAGAUCGGAGUCCCGCAUAGCGAUGUCGUUGUCAUCACCACAGCCCGAGGUGUCGCUGCCGUCGCCGGAUCAGGUUUCCAGUGAUAUGGGACCUAGCAUCAGUCCUCGAGGUUAUGGUCAAAAUGGAGCUUUCGACGAGUUCCAAUCCAGACAAGAAGAUAACGUGGCGACAGCUGUCUCUUCCUACUCACCGACCGCUCUUCCAAUAUCUCCACCGGCAUUGCAGAGCUGCGAGGCAUCUUCUAAUACGCACCGUUCAACAAACCCAGGAUUCUGCCAAGACAAUCGGAGCACUUGCGCUGACAGUCAUUUCACAACUCAAGAGGAUCUUUCAAGCACCAACCAUCGAUCCCCCUCUUGUCAUGGAAAUAUUGGUGAUCUAACAGCCGAUGUCCAAGAGUCCUGUUUGCUCCGAUACUUUAUCGAGGAACUGUCUCCUUGGUUUGACCACUGCGAUGAUCGUAGGCAGUUCCAAUUAGUCGUUCCUGGUCGGGCUGUGCAAUGCCUAGCUCUGAGGAAUGCCAUCUUUGCGGUAUCCUCGCGUCAUCUAUUCCGGUUACCGCAAUAUAAGACUCCCCAUGGCAUUGUUUACCAUGGACAAACUCUGUCACAUUUGACACAUGCCACUUCGCUUGAGUACAUGCUCAAAUGCAUUCCGGAAUUGGUUCAAUUCCCAGAAAUUCAAGAUUCGCGGCAUCAAGAGAAUAUCAUGGCCGCGACAGUCAUUUUACGUCAGUACGAGGAGAUGGAAGAGGAGAUUGAGGAUGGAGACGAGAAGUCUCAUGCGAAUGAAAGAGUCAACUUUUUGGCCAUCACUCAAGCAAUCAUUGAUAGAAUGAUUUUAACGCCGCUGUAUCAUUCUCUUGCUGCUGCUGCACACUGGAUUGCAAUUCGACAGGAAGUCUACUUUGCGUUUACCAGGCAGCGAUGUCCACAAUUUCGGCUCGACACUGACCACUGGCGAAAUUUCUCAGUUGCCAAUACUAUGGUAGUGUUUGCCAGCCAGGUAGCCCGGUGGCGUUGGGGAAUGAAAACGACGGAAGAAUGGGAGCCAUUGAAGAGGCAACACCAACACCUAAGUGAGGAGUUCCGAUCAGAACUGCAACCGAUCCUGGAACGUAAACCAGAUCGAGCAAGAGGUGAAAUAUUUCCUACGAUUUGGUACUGCUACGAUUCCCAGGUGACGGCAAUUCAGCACUUGAAGCUUGGAGAGAUGAUUCUCAUUGCAGAAAGUCCUCAUCUUGAAAACGCUAGAGGUGCUGUUCAUCGCAAAGCCGAGGCACAAGUCCGAUCCAUCGUGCUAAGCAUUUGUGGAAUCGCGUUAAAUCACCCGCGGUGUCAGCCUGCGAUGGUAAAUGCCGUAAUAUCCAUCACACUUUAUGGCGGCUAUUUCACUCAAUCUGAGGAUAGGGACGCGCUGCUUGGAAUCAUACACCAAACCAUGGAGUUGCACUCGUGGCCGAUGCGAAAGCCAUAUCACCAUAUCCUAGACCAAUGGGAAGCGGUAGACAAUGUUGAGCUGUAG